Molecule: messenger RNA, 867 nt
Organism: Caenorhabditis briggsae
Lineage: Eukaryota; Metazoa; Nematoda; Chromadorea; Rhabditida; Rhabditidae
Exons: 6
Coding region: 1-867 (288 amino acids)
Source: RefSeq, a predicted model, not a curated record
AUGCGUGCCGUUUUACUCCUCUUAUUCAACUUUUUUUCAUUAUCUAGCCCUUUUAUUAUUCGAUCGUUCGUGCCGUCAAAUGCAAAGUGCAACUCCACAGUUGCAGUGAGCUGUUUUGCAGAGCUGUUUGGUAUGAUAUCUGAAGUGUGUCAACAACGUGAAAUUUCUUUCCGGUGUGUCCAUUACACGUUCCUGGAUGAGUGCUUCGAGGCGAGAGUUGGCAAGUGCGACGCUGGCUCAGUGGCUAGAGUUGGCGCAAUUGGUUAUAAACAAGCGUUGAGUAGUUGUCACUCAUCAAAGAAACAAAAAGCGGAAGGAACUCUACCGAUUUUGGGUGCGCCAGCUCAAAGUUUUCCGUCUCCAGUGCAGUUGAUAUCAGCGCUGGGGUAUCUGCAAACGCAGUGUUCGCUAAGUCGGAGCAAAAAUUGCUCCAGUGAUCAUGUUCAUAAUAUUAUGGCUCAAUGUGAAGAGCAAAUGAAGCCUCUUGCAGGUUAUCCACAAUACGAUAGGCAUCGGUUAUUGAGAAUCAAAAUGGAUACCUCCAAAAAACUAUUAAUGUACGAUGAGACCGACAAAGAACGAGAAUGUCUUGUUGUGAGAUCCACACUUUCUGAAAUGUAUUCUCUUCACCAUGCUAAUUGCUAUCAUUCCCUUGUCACUCGAUGCCUAUGCGAACGAUUGAGGUUUGAUGUUCAGUGCGGAAUCAAUUGUGAUCAACUAGAGCCAACGUCACCGGAUCAGGAUACGCUGGCAUGGGACGAAUGGAAGGAAGCACGAUUAGUGCAUGGAAACGGAUCGAAUUUCAAACAAUUUGCUGCAACUCUUUCAACCCUUUUUGCUCUUUUUUCCUUGGCUCUGCUUCUUUGA